This is a messenger RNA of Tarenaya hassleriana, 1681 nucleotides long. RefSeq lists its product as uncharacterized. Lineage: Eukaryota; Viridiplantae; Streptophyta; Magnoliopsida; Brassicales; Cleomaceae. Bases 447 to 1490 code for a protein of 347 amino acids. The transcript has 2 exons. The record is from RefSeq and is a predicted model, not a curated record.
AUCCCCUGUUUUGGCCUUCGUCUCCCUCUGUCCUCUCUCUCUCUCUCUCUCUCUCUCUCUCUCUCUCUCUCCUUGAUUUAGGGUUUGCGGAUCUCCUUCUCCAUCGCUCAGAUCCUCCGUCUCUGCUCCUCGGAUCGGGAUUCUUCUCCUCUUUAUGUAGGCGGUUCGCAGAUUGAAUGUUAGAGUCAGAUCACUAAAGUCCUCUUAUGUGAUCUAGACUACAUAUUUGUAUCUACUUCAACUUCUUAAAUCUGCUGCCUUUGCUGAGGGUUGGCUGAGUGGUCCUCGUCCUGUCCAUAUGGUUCACAGUUGAAGGUGUGUCUUCUCCUUAUUCAUCGGUGGUUACUGACCUCUCUGAUUAGCCUGGAUAGGAGGAAUAUCAACUGCUACAGAUCUUGCUGUAUCCGUGCUGGCAGAGAGCAUGCGUGCAUCCUGUGUUUCGGGUGAUGCCCCUGAUAAAAUUAGCUUCCGAUGCAUUCGGCGUGGUGACAAUAUGCCUAGUCGCUCUUCUCAUACUUCUGGGUUUCCUUUGCAUCGCUUAUUCCUUCUAUUUCCAAUCACAUGUCCAUAAGCGAGACUAUGCUCAGCUUGGUUAUUUCAGUGGUCCUUGGAUUAUCCGAAUCACAUUCAUCUUGUUUGCAAUCUGGUGGGCCCUUGGUGAGGUUUUCCGACUAAGUUUGUUGAGACGCAACGGACGACCCUUGUACUCGCUGGAUCUGCAAUGGCAAGAAAACACCUGCAAAUGGUACAUUGUCUCUAAUCUAGGGUUUGCCGAGCCGUGCAUGUUUCUCACCCUCGUGUUUCUCCUACGUGCACCAUUGAAGAUGGAAACUUCAACCUUGAGCGGAAAAUGGAAUGCAAAGACAGCUGGGUAUGUCAUUCUUUAUUGCCUCCCAGUAUUUGCACUUCAACUCCUGGUUAGUAUAUCUGGGUCACACAUGCACAGAGGUAGCAGUGGUUCUUUGAGGAAGCUGCCACACUAUUUCACAAGAACCUAUUCCCGAGUUAUUACAGACGAAGGCAGGAUAACUCUUUGCACAUAUCCUCUCCUGAGUACUGUCCUUCUCGGCAUCUUUGCCACCGUCCUAACGGCUUACUUGUUCUGGCUUGGAAGGCAGAUACUGAAACUGGUCAUCAAUAAGCGUCUACAGAAAAGGGUAUACACAUUAAUAUUCUCGGUCUCGAGUUUCUUCCCGUUGAGGAUUGUUUUACUCGGCCUUUCAGUUCUAAGGAAACCUGGGGACAUCUUAUCGGAAGCCCUAGCGUUUGUGGCUUUCCUCGCUCUCCUAUCCUUUGCCUCGGUAUCCAUUUUGUUGCUCGUUUAUUUCCCGGUUUUAGACUCCAUGGCCCUGCGGGGUUUCCGGGACUUGGAGGAGCCGAGGACGGGCCACGAUGAUCGGAGCGGGGCCCUCUUGCUCAGCCCAGGAAGUCUGAACGCCGAGGAGCCGAGGUACUUGGAACUCGGGCAGUUUCUUGAGACCGAGAGAUGAAUCAUAUCUCUUGUCUUUGUUCUUUUGUGAUCCCCAAAUGUACAGAUUCCCUGUAAAAACGGAAGGCAGGCUGUUUAGACACAACACUAAUGUUCUUUGCUUUGAUUGCAGCAUCUCAUCAUAAUUGUCUGCUUUUUAAUUGAUCUUUUUUGUUUACUCUGAUCAAUUUUGAUUUUGGAAAUGUUUAAUCA